This is a messenger RNA of Anisakis simplex (herring worm), 3546 nucleotides long. The record is from the annotation of a GenBank genome assembly. NCBI's taxonomy places the organism in Eukaryota, Metazoa, Nematoda, Chromadorea, Rhabditida, Anisakidae.
AUGACGCUAGAUAAAGGAGCAUCUUCAUUUUCAAACGCUGAGUCUUUUCAAAAGCUUAUGUAUGAGCUUUUAUGUGCCUGGCAUGGCGCUAACACGAGACCAGGUGAAAACGUUGUUGGCGAAGUUGAGAAGAUGAAAGCGAUACGAAAGAUCAUAUAUCGUUUAUUGGUGGAACUCGAUCAACGCAUUCUUGUACUGACCACUGAUUUUACAAUCGAAUCAGAGAAUGCGCAAAAAUUUUUCGAGGAAUGGUCAGUGCUAACAUGGAGUGUUCUGUGCAUAACGAUGCGUCUUCAACCGGGUGGUUUCUAUGUUGGAACAGCUAGCCGUGUUACAUCAUUACCGAGCGAUGAAGAACGUUUGAUUCUUGCUCGACUAAAUAACGCACUUGUUAAGUUGGUUAAUGAUGCGUAUCCAAUAAGACCACCGCCUGGUGUCAGUGACUCUGAUCAUUGUUACAAACGCUUCUUUCAGUAUUUCGGUCAAACUCUUCAUACACUCCAUAAUUUCUAUUCAAUGCUUGAUUCAGUGACAAUGAACGGUGAUGUUAAUGAGUUUGUAGCAGAUUUAGUGACUUUUGGUGAUACACAACUACGACUAUGUAUUGAAGCUUUCAGAGAGUUCUCGAAUCAGCAAGGAGAACGAUUAUGGCGAUGUGUGCGCACGGCACAAGUGCAACGAAUGACCGAUUAUAGGGUACUUUCGUUGGAACCACUAAUUGCCUUCUAUACAAAUAUGAUCUAUACACUUGGUAUUUUGGCAGCUCGUUUACAGGGAUUUCGCUACGAACUAACGCUCGUAAGGAAUGUUUUGGUAGAUGACGACCCUAUCUAUGCACUUGUCUCGAUGGUAUUCACUGCGUUGGAGUUGUUGGUCAGUGAUGGAUGUUUAGCCACUGAACCAAGCACAAACGCUAUACUGGUCACCAAUAAUCUAUUCCCAAUGCAAUGUGGUGCACUCGUACGUGGUGUCAUUUUUCGUGAUUUUCAGAUUCAAGUCGUUUCUGAGGAAACUGCCUAUCAAAUACAGAUGGAAAUACGAAAACAAAAGCUUCUUCAAUGUCCUGGUGCAAUUGGGACAUUUCCAUCUGCCGCCCUCCUAGCCAUGAAACCGGCUACAGGCGUUAAGCGCAAUAAUGCCACUGUUUCGGCAGAAGGCGGAAAUACAGCGCAUAAAAAAUCCGACGUUAACAGCAAAGAAUCAGUGCUUAUCACACCAAUUUACAAUAGUAAGCAUCAAUUUUGGUCGGGAUCAUACCCGCAUUUGUUAUGUACAACAAGACAGAAGGAUUCAGUACUGGAUUCGAGGUCGACACAAAUCGGUAAACGUCCCUUGUUCUAUUUUUACAUACGUGCGACGUUCUUUAGUCCUGGCGGUGGUAUGGCCACCUCACACACACUAUCGUUACCGUUCACCAUUGCAACUCGACGCAAUCAGGACUGUCAAGUUCAGCGAAUGAUGAGCUCCUAUACAGCCACGUGUUUUUGGUUGUACGGCAUAAAUAUACAAAACGGCCUCCUUAUUACCUGGUCAGAAAGUGGCAUCUCAUGGGAACGGUUCAAGUAUUUAUAUAGUCAAUAUUUUCGAGUGAAUGCUGAAGUGAAGCGUGGCUUUGAAAACGUUGAUUUCGCAUUGUUACAGCAUAAAAUGCACUGUCAUGAUUGCGAUUCGUCAUUGCCUGUUGCGUUUACGAAUGCUGGUUGUGAACGACGGAUAACAUUUAAGAAUAUGCUAUGUCCUCAUUUGCGUUAUGAAUGUGGAUCGGUGAAUGUUCGAUUCAGCGUUUGGCGUGGAAUGUUGGAAUUGCUACAAAUUUUUCAAGAUCAUCGCACUACUGUUCGGCAGCUCUGGCAAGCUGAGCUCAUUUUUGGUUUUGUCGACUUUGAACAGGUCUGCGAGGUGCUGAAGCUGCAUGAAAAUACAAUGUGCAUGCGAUUAUCAUUUAUCACUGGUGGCAGUGUUUGUUUUUCAAUCAAAACAACCACAACACAUUCAAUUGUUCAUUUGGAACCACUUGAUCUUAAACGACUUCAAGCUAAGUCACUGCUCGAUUAUGUUAAGGAUAUUGCCAACGCUGAAAAGGUGAGAUAUAUUCUAAGCGCAAAUAAUAUAUUGGUACCAGUCGCUGAGGUACUUUCAACGCAUAAUUUGGCUGCAUCUGGUGAGAUCUUUGAGGGUCGAGAUGUUUGUUCGAAUGUUACACAUACUGGUAAUGUGGACUCCAUGCAGCACAUACGGUUCACUGCAUUGCGAGUGGCGGUUGUUACGUGUCGAGUGGACGACGAAACGUUGAAUGAUGAUUACUCAUUUGAAUUGAAUCAGCAACAAGAUAUUGUUCAACAGCAACAAUCCAAUUGCUGUUUAAAUGUUUCCGUGCCAAAUGUAAGUCAGCAAGAGCUAACAUCAGCACCACCACCAACAACCGAACAACAACAAAACCAUCUUAUCCUGACCACUCAAGCUCAACAUGCUAGCCAAUGCAUUCAUCAUCAGCGAAUUGCUGUUAGUCCAUUAGCUGCUAGCCUGAACCUGUCAUCUGCUCAGCAGCACCAUCCUCCAUUGUUGACGAUGACCGCUUCAAAUUGUUCCCUAUCUUAUUCCACUCCAUCUUCAUGCUCAGUAACACCAUCUUCUUCAUCAGCAGCACUGCCCACUAAAGUUGCAUCACAUCUUCCACAGUUCCAUCAUGGAGCAUCUGCAUCCAACUGUUCAACUUCUGGUUACUACCUGCCUAUUUAUUCAACUAGUUGUCGUUGCUCAAGCAGUGAACAACCCACUAGAGCUGCAGCUGUCAGCAGUCCGAUCACAACAAAUACUACCUCCAAUACGUGCUCCUCAUCGAUGACUACCCGAACGUGCUCAACCUCAACAACUAAAUGCUGUUGCUUGAAUUGCUACGCAGUUGCAUCAACUUCAGCAGUUCAGUUCAGCGGUACCUCGUUUAGCUAUUCCAGCCCAAGCCCGAUCGAUUCUGGCCCCGGUUGCUCAAUGAUCUCAAAAUUUUCUCGCUUGGACGGCAUUAGCAACAUCAGAAGCAGUAACAGUACUAGACGCGUAGAUCUAGGCUCAGGCUUAGGUUUAUACCCAAACGUCCUCAUCAACAGUAACACAAAAGCAAAUAGCAACAAUUCAUUAUCGUCCUCAUUAACGACAUCGUCAUUACCAUUAUCAAAGUCGCCAUCGAAAUUCUUACUCGAAUUACGUCAACUAAUGGCAGAAUAUAAUAUCACAUCGCACAAUUUAAUGGAUUUAAUAAUCAGCGGAGCAUUAGCAAAUAUAACUGCAACUGCAUCGUCAUUCUCACCAAUCAUAUCAACCGAUACGGCUGCAGCUAAAACUUGUUCCAUUAUGGAUCAUUUGCAUCACAAUAACGAUAGUAAUGCGAACGAUAAUAACAACGAUAAUGCGACUAUCAGCGACACUAGUAAUAGCACUAGAACCAGUAACUGUGCGGCCAUUGAUCGAUUCCUUCCGUCAAGCAUCGUUCUCAAUAAUAAUUAUGAUGAAAAAUUUCCUCAGUCCGGAUCAUUUUCAUCGCAUUUGUGA